Coregonus sp. 'balchen' is the source of this 2634-nucleotide messenger RNA. The record is from the annotation of a GenBank genome assembly. NCBI's taxonomy places the organism in Eukaryota, Metazoa, Chordata, Actinopteri, Salmoniformes, Salmonidae.
AGAUUUCUCAAGAUCAUGGGGUUUGCUAUUGCCAGGCGUUGAUCGCUCAUCUAACAAGGUAAUUGCACAUACAUUUGGAUUAAUAUGCCAUCGCCAUAGAAAAGACCGUUGUAACACGAUUUUAGAUAAAUACUAUUGUCUAUGAAGGGCGGAAAGAAAAUCAGUUUAAAUGUUAUUAUAAGACUCGUUCAGAUUUAUGUAGCCCAGAACUAGCCUAUUGUUUGUCCAUAAAAAUGUGCCAUUUUAAUGUUGUUUUUAAGAAGAAAAACAAAUUGUCAACACAUGUUAUUAUUGCACUUGAUCGGCUUUGCUAUGCAACAACGGUGUAUCCACAUGUUAACAUCCACAUGUUCGCUGAAUAUGCGAGUGUUAUUUUGCAAGAGCUGUCUGUGCAUUUACCUGGAAAGAGGAGGCCUUUACCUCAUGAUAAUGUAGGGCAGGCAGAUAACAGUUUUUCAAGAAGAUGCAAUUAGACCGUGCGCUGUAGGCUAUUGGACUUUUAAAGUAGGCCUAACAAUCAAGUCGGUUUUGGAUGUUGUGCGCCAUUCGCGUACACAUCCUCACAAAUAGGCCUCUUAAAAAUAGGCAGGCCUAACACACAGUACUACAUUUGUCAAAAAUAGGCCGAAGGAUAACACUGAUAGUGGAUUGGAUAGCCUACCCUUGGGGUCAAAAUAAGUGUCAAGUUACUUGAUUACUAAUCGUCAAAUGUAUAUAUUUUCCCCCAUAGAUCCUAUGAGAGAUGGAAGCGAUAUGGCUGUAUCAGUUUCGACUCAUCGUCAUUGGGGACUCGACAGUAGGAAAAUCAUGCCUGAUCCGGCGAUUCACAGAGGGACGCUUUGCGCAUGUGUCAGACCCCACAGUCGGGGUAGACUUCUUCUCACGCCUUGUGGAGAUAGAGCCAGGAAAACGCAUAAAACUUCAAAUCUGGGACACAGCCGGACAAGAGCGAUUCAGGUGACGCUUUUACAUAUAUAUAUAUAUAUUUUAAUCUUCCAUUGUAAAGACCACAAAUUGUGUGAAAUGUUUUAUAGUCACCUGUAAUUAUUGUUAUGACAGUAUAUUAGUUUAUCUAUCAUUCGUCUCAUACCCUUUCAUUUUCUUGAUGUUGAACCUCACCACUUCUCCAUGUCACAUCCUCUGGUUUUCCCCUUUCCCUGCUUCUCCAUACUUAUAUACUGAAUAAAAUAACAAUUUCUAAGAUUUUACUGAGUUACAGUUCAUAUUAGGAAAUCAGUCAAAUGAAAUAAAUAAAUUAGGCCCUAAUCUAUGGAUUUCACAUGACUGGGAAUACAGAUAUGCAUCUGUUGGUCACAGAUACCUUAAAAUAAAUGGGCCUCACAAUGGGCCUCAGGAUCUCGUCACAGUUUUUCUGUGCAUUCAAAUUGCCAUUGAUAAAAUGCAUUUGUGUUUGUUGUCCGUAGCUUAUGCCUGCACAUACCAUAACACAACCGCCACCACUCUGUUCACAACGUUGACAUCAGCAAACCGCUCGCCCACAUGACGCCAUACACGUGGUCUGCGAUUGUGAGGCAGGUUGGACGUGCUGCCAAAUUCUCUAAAACAAUGUUGGAGGCGACUUAUGGUAUAUAAAUGAACAUUACAUUAUCUGGCAACAGCUCUGGUGGACAUUCCUGCAGUCAGCAUGCCAACUGCACACUCCCUCAAAACUUGAGACAUCUGUGGCACUGUGUGUCGUGUGAUAAAACUGCACAUUUUAGAGUGGCCCUUUAUUGUCCCCAUCACAAGGUGCACCUGUGUAAUGAUCAUGCUGUUUAAUCAGCUUCUUGAUAUGCUACACCUGUCAGGUGGAUGGAUUAUUUUGGCAAAGGAGAAAUGCUUACAAACAGGGAUGUAACCAAAUUUGUGCACAACAUUUGAGAGAAAUAAGCAUUUUGUGCAUAUGGAAAAUGUCUGGGAUUUUGUAUUUCAGCUCAUUAAACAUGGGACCAAGACUUUACAUGUUGCAUUUAUAUUUUUGUUCAGUGUAUUUACUAUUUCUCUCAAUUCUGUCCCUCUUCUUUGCUUGUCCUCUCACCCUCUCUAGGUCCAUAACCAGGGCUUACUACCGUAACUCUGUUGGGGGGCUGCUGCUGUUCGACAUCACCAACCGUCGCUCCUUCCAGAAUGUGCAUGAGUGGCUGGAGGAGGCCCGCAGUCACGUCCAGCCUCACAGCAUCGUCUUCCUGUUGGUGGGCCACAAGUGCGACCUGGAGCCCCAGAGGCAGGUGAGCCAGCAGGAGGCGGAGAAGCUGGCAGGUGCCUAUGGUAUGCGCUACGUGGAGACAUCGGCUCGCGACGCCAUCAACGUGGAAAAGGCCUUCACUGAGCUAACGCGGGACAUCUUCGAGCUUGUGAAGAACGGUGACAUCAACAUCCAGGAAGGCUGGGAGGGAGUGAAGAGUGGCUUGGUGCCCAAUGUGGUGCACUCCUCAGAAGAGGUCACCAAGAGCGACCGCCGGUGCUUCUGCUGAUUAGCCUGUCUAUCUAGUUGGCUUCAGCCUUCCCAGCCCAUGCAGUCCUGUAACAUUAUGUCCCACUAGCUCCCAAUCUUGUCACAGGUCACACAUGUAGCUCUCUCACUCCAAUCCUGACUACUGGAAGGCCAUUUGUGCACUGAAUAAAACAUGGAUA